Molecule: messenger RNA, 798 nt
Organism: Exophiala spinifera
Lineage: Eukaryota; Fungi; Ascomycota; Eurotiomycetes; Chaetothyriales; Herpotrichiellaceae
Exons: 2
Coding region: 1-798 (265 amino acids)
Source: RefSeq, a predicted model, not a curated record
AUGUCGACAUUUGGACUUUUUCGACAGUUUUCGCAGUCGAGUAAGGUCGCAACUCUGCUUGCAAUUACACUUCUCUUUGCGCCACACGUCGCCCAUGCCGCCCUUGCACUUACGUUCUUCGAACACUCUUCUUGCAACGCCGGCACGUCCUUCCAGUCGUACAAUGACCCGAAUGCUCUGCAGGCAGAUACGUCAUGUCACCAGCUCCCGAAUGGCACGGUGGCGCUUUACGUGAAUCAGAUCGACCAAGGGUGUACAUUGCGCAUCUACCUCUCAUCAGACUGCUCUCCGCUCGCUCCGUCCCCGGCCGGCCUCCUGGUACCGGCAGGCAACUGCUUCUUCGUCGAGGAAGGCGUCGACCUGGGUUCGUGGCGCCCGGACUGCGCUGGCGUCGACUACUCUUCCAGCAACGGCCUCGACAAGGGCAACUCGUACAACAACAACACCAACGACGGCAGCGCCGACAUCUACUCCGCCCUCGUCACCGCGACUGGCGUCGUGACCGUAACUGCCGCCUCGUCUUCUUCGACGACAGCAUCCUCGUCCUCCGCAACCGCUGCAUCCAUCCCUGGGAACAACACCACUUCCGGCGACGGCAACAGUGGUGGCAAUGCUACGACGACGAUGACGACGACGACGACGAACACCACCACCACAGGUGGUAGUUCUGGAGCGAGUCAAACUUCGCACAGCGGCUCCGAUAGCGUGAGGGCGAGAGCGGGAGACUCUGUCUCAACGGUGAUGACGAUGGUGGUGGGGAUGGGUAUGGGUGUGCUUGCGUUGACUGCCCUCUGCUGA